CAACAUUCCUUACCUUAUCUUUUGCGGAUACUGUGCACUACUACCGAGGAGGAACAGGCAAUUACUGAUUGACAAUUACCAAUCCAGCCGAUCCUUUCUUCGCAUGGGUUUAUGCGCGCGUGUGUUUGCAUCCUUUCGCAGCAAACCACCCCCCCACCCCCCGCCCCUCCACUUUUAAUUUGUCUCCCUAUACGCGGGACACAAAUCUGUCUUGGUGACGUCGUCAAGACGUGUAUCCGAUCCCCGAAUAUUCAACGCAACGGCACACGGUCGUUGUAGCCAGACACGCAGACAGAGGGAAAGUAGGACAAGGAGAGGGGGAAAACAGUUUGACAAAAAAAAUCGUGUGCUGCCAAGGAUGUAUUCCGCACCGAGAGCCAUUUCGCGCCUUGCGAGAGGGUGGCGUCUGGUGAACCCGCGACUCUCCACCACCUCGUCGGCGUCAUCGUGCUCAUCUUCCUCCACCGCAAGAGCGUUCUCGUCAUCCUCAUUAUCGUCGUCGUCGUCGUCGUCGUCGUCGUCAAAACCAAGACCGCAAUCCCGGCCCCGGCCGUCGGCCCCGCCGCCGCCGUUCGAGCUUGUGCCGACGUGUCCCUCGCCCACGUGCGAGUGCGCCGCCACACCGGCCAUGCCGGACGGUCUCGACAUCGACCGUACGGCCCCGCUCAACGGCGUCGUGUCGGCGUACGCCGAGCAGGUGCUCGCGUGCACGGGGCGGGACGACUGGGCGUCGCGCAUCGAGGAGGAGAACAGCGGGGACAACCUUGCGGCGGACCUGAAAGAGCUGUUUGGGCGCGGUGGCACGUAUAGCGAUCCAUGGCACAACAUCUCGGUCCUCAACGCCUCGUUCCCCUCGUCCACGCCUCGGCGGAGCGAGCUGCAGACGACGAGCGCCUACCUCCUGCCGAGCUUCAAGUACGUGCCGUUCCUGCCGCGCGUGAGCUUCGACAGCGUCCAGGCGCUCGCCAAGGGGUACCUGCUCCCGGAGAAGCUGCACCCGAUGCACGACGGCCUGUCGCCGAUCCACCGCGACCGGCUGACGCGCGAGGCCGCCUACCGGCCGCUGCUGUACGGGGUGCGGGACGUCACCGACGUGCUGGUGCUGAUCUGCGGGCACGGCGGGCGGGAUAUGCGGUGCGGCGUCAUGGGCCCCGUGCUGCGGGAGGAGUUCGAGAGGAGGCUCGAGGGGUCCGGGGUUGCCGUCGCCAGGGGCCCCGUGGAGGUCGACGAGAGCGGCGAGGAGAAGGGAAGGAUCGCUGCGCCGGAGGGACAGAAGGAGAAGGAGAAGAAGAAGGAGGGCGGCGACGGGGAGAUGGCAGCCAGGGUCGGGUUGAUUAGCCACAUCGGCGGUCACAAGUUUGCGGGGAACGUCAUCGUGUACAUUCCGCCGGGCUUGCGGAUGACCAGCGGCGAGAAGCACCCGCUCGCCGGGAAGGGGAUCUGGUACGGCAGGGUCGAGCCGAAGCACGUCGAGGGCAUCGUCAAGGAGACGGUCCUCGGCGGCCGAGUGAUUGCAGAUAUGUUCCGCGGGGGUAUCGACGAGAACCGAAAGAUUUUGAGACUGUGAGAGGGGAGGGGAUAUAUCUUGUUCGUUCAGGACGGGUUGGAUGUGUAAGAGGUACUUGUAAGAUGGACGGGACGGGACAUCGUCCCCUAGAGUAUUUGGAAGCUCAGCGGGAGACACAGUGUAGAGGGGGUCAAAUGCACAUAGUUGCGGUCUGGGACGCAGUUUUUUGCUUCCGUCUCACAGUGCUCUCUAACCACAAGUAGCCUCAAC
Colletotrichum destructivum is the source of this 1777-nucleotide messenger RNA. Its product is annotated as Putative thioredoxin-like ferredoxin, Thioredoxin-like superfamily. The transcript is spliced from 2 exons. Bases 359 to 1567 code for a protein of 402 amino acids. The record is from RefSeq and is a predicted model, not a curated record. Lineage: Eukaryota; Fungi; Ascomycota; Sordariomycetes; Glomerellales; Glomerellaceae.